Pleuronectes platessa (European plaice) is the source of this 1597-nucleotide messenger RNA. It is a transcript of the gene emb, whose product is annotated as embigin. NCBI's taxonomy places the organism in Eukaryota, Metazoa, Chordata, Actinopteri, Pleuronectiformes, Pleuronectidae. The coding region runs from base 74 to 1003 and encodes 309 amino acids. The record is from RefSeq and is a predicted model, not a curated record. Gene Ontology annotation, biological process: dendrite self-avoidance; axon guidance; homophilic cell-cell adhesion. Gene Ontology annotation, molecular function: cell-cell adhesion mediator activity. The transcript has 9 exons. Gene Ontology annotation, cellular component: plasma membrane; axon.
GUGAGACGAUGCAGAGAGAGGAGGCCCAGUGAGUGAGGCGCUGGCAGAGGAGGAGGACAGAGGGAUUAUAAUCAUGUCAACCUCGUGGAAGCAGCUCCUUUUUCAGACCGUCCUGCUUCUCAUCUCCUGCAGACCCACCCAAACAAAGACAUCAGGCCCAACGCCUCCACCACUGGUUCCCAUCAGUCCUCUGUCGACAGCUGUAAGAAGUGUUGUCCUUGAAGGGGACAGUCACACUGAGAAGGUGGAGCUGGAGAACCCUGUGGAUCUGGAGCUGGAGUGCGUCUGGAUCGGGAACCUGAACAAUCUGCCAAACGUAACCGGCGUCUGGAGAAAAGGUGGAGAUGAAAUCGAGAACAGUCGCCUCGCGGUGCCGCUGGAGAAAGAGAAGUAUCAUCUCAGACGAGUGUUCAGGAUCGUCAGUGAAGAAAACCUCGGAAAUUACUCAUGUGUGUUUGGAAAUGAAGCAAAAGUAGAUUUUAUUUUGGCAGCUCCACAGAUGGGCGAGGUGCGAGAUAAGCCCAUAGUCAGCUACGUGGGGGAUUCAGUGGUGGUCGUAUGUAAGAUGGAGGCCACCAAACCAAAGCCCCUCUCCUGGAACUGGUACAAAGCAAACGGGACGGAUAAAGAGCAGAUCAUUUAUGCAGCAGAGUCUCAUCAGUAUGAAAUCAAAGACAAAGAUUGGACGAGCAAGCUGGUGGUUCACAACCUGACCGAGGCCGACUCCGGCUCCUAUCACUGUGAAGCCGUGUACGCCCUCGGCACCACGAUGGGCCACGUGGAGCUGAAGGUCAUCACCCUGUGGGAGCCUCUGAAGCCGUUCAUCGCCAUCCUGGUGGAGGUGGUCGUCCUGGUCGCCGCCAUUCUGCUCUACGAGAGAAGUCAGUCAAAGAAAAAGUGCUCAGGAGAAAAUGGGACAAAUGCGGAACAAUCAAACACACUGACGCAGGCAGAAGAUAACGGACCAGAGGAAAGUUCUUCGAUGAGACAGCGAAAGGUUUAAACUCUCUGGAGGCUGCAAGUCAACAGAUUCUGCUUUUGCUUAUUUUCACAUGUGAAUGGUAGAGCUCCAAUGCAAUAUUAAAGAAUUAUUUUUGUGUCCCAAAUAAAAAUCUAAAUAUUUCAACAGACAAAAUGCAAUAAUCUCCACAGUUCACAGUUUCCUGUUUGCAUCCUGUCGUGCUGGAGGAUGUGUUUCUUUUUAAAUUUCCAAUAGACAGCAUCAACCCUGUAAACCGUCACUUCCUGUAGAGACCGGAGUUCAUGUCGGUGACUUCUCACCUCACUCCGCCUUUGUUGCUUCUCUGUCAAGGAAAUCCUCAACACGUCUUUGCCUGUGCUAUGAAUGGGGUUUGUGAGCAGUGCCUCUGAACCAAUGAGCCAUUCAAAUUUUGCUCCCAGUGACUUUGUGUUAUGUUUUAUGUGUGCGACACUGUCUACAUACACUGUGUUAGUCUCAUUACAUGUAUAUCAAGAUAUUUCAUCAUAUAUGCAGAUGUUUGUGUAUCAUUUUCACGACUUUAGUUGUGUGUUUUUGUCAAUGUUGAAGGUGUCACAUGUUUAUGUCAACAAGCAAAUUAAAACUACACAAAUCACC